AUGGCCGACUCAAGCACAUCCGCGCAACCGAGCCACCGUGCGCUCGAAACCUUUCGUCAAAAACUGGCCACCGAAUGGAAAGGGAUAGCGUACUGCCAACGUGAAUACUUUCGGACUGCUGAGAUCGAGAGAUGGAUGUUGCGAACCGAUACGGACGGGGUGGCGACCAACGCCGGUCUCCUGCUCAUAGCUGUCUACGACAGAAAACCGAAUCAGAUAUACAAGCCGACAUCCUACGACCUCCUAGUCGCCGACCGCCGCUGCUUGAUCGUCGGCGUCGUAUCAUCGACCAGCGCAUUGGAAAUGCAUUUCAAUUUCUACGCAGAGCAACUGGUCCACGAUCUUGAAAUCGAAGGUGUGGAGGAUGCAAGGGGUAUAAUAGAACGAUUCGAGGAGAGGAAAUGGCACUAUUGCCCCUGUCGCCUGAGUCUCGGAAUGCAGCAGACAUUCGAAGAUCCCAGAACGGGCAGGUGGAUUAUGCCGUUCUGUAAACGUCAGCCGAUCAACGCGGGCGGGACAGCUCAGGUAUGGAAAGUCAGCGUCCCAGAAGCGCUCGUACCUGGGGACUUGGCCAAGUCCAUCGAGCGUUCGAGGUACUCUGAUAACAAACAUGGCAUAUGCUAUACGCUUGCGCUGAAAACAUUCACCGAAGAUAUAUCUCGGAUAUUCCACUUUGAGAAAGGGGCAUAUCUUGCUUUGCGAGGGAAACGCGGCAUGAUCCACUACCUUGGGGACUAUGAAAUCGACGAGCGACUCGAAGAUGGGACUGUGGCGCGAACUUGGAACAUACUGCUGGAAUACGGAGACGAAGACCUUGAGGAAUUCUUUGCUUCACCGUUGCAUUACCCGCCAAUCUUGAAUGCAGAAACGAUAAAGUUCUGGGGCGGAUUGGUUAAUGUCGCGGAAGCACUCGAACGGAUGCAUAACUUGGAUGUGAAACGAGAAGAUGGGCAAUCGCAACAGUACUACGGCUGGCAUGCUGACCUGAAGCCCGACAAUAUCCUCCGUGUCCAUGGCGAGUUCAAGCUGGCCGGCUUUGGCUUCGCAAAGUUCAAAAACAGGGACCUUGACAGCAUCGCGGAAGAAUUCAUGAUUGGGGGAACAGAAACCUAUAGUGCGCCUGAGUGCGACCGUAACCGCCGAGGCCGAGGCACCAUGACGAGCGUCACUCAGAAGAUCGAUACGUGGUCAUUUGGCUGCGUACUGUCAGUCUCGGCUACCUGGGUAGUUCUGGGAUAUCAAGGAGUGUUGGCCUACCACUUAAUUCGACAAGGCGCCAUCCAAAAACUCAGGAAAAGACGAAAGAACGGCGAGAAGAUCAGGGUCCCAGCGGCUGACGAUGCUUUUCAUAAUGGCUUGGCUGUCCUUUCUGAAGUCAGAGACUGGCACAACUACCUCAGGAGCGUGUUGAGGAAGUCUGAUACCAUAACAGAUCUCAUUCUUGACCUGAUCGACUACAAGAUGCUGGUAGGGAAGCCUCCACUUCGACUCGACUCGAGACAGCUAUGCAGCCAGUUGCAUGAUAGCUUAGCCUUGGCUCAAAGGCACUACCAGCAGCUACUCGUUGGCGGAUCUAUCAAGCCUGUGGCCGAGUCGAUUGUUGAGGCUUUGCUAAGCGUCGACAACAGGCCGACAGUGAGCUCCGGUGGUGUGAACGGAGCGACGACAGCAAGCAGCAGCCGGGCUACCUCAACCUCUGCUAGGGACUCAAGAACCGGCGAUAUACAAGGGGCUGAUAGCACUCAGAGUCCUCUUGGAAUUCAUACUGAAAACACCUCGACAGCCACAGACCCUGUUACGCCAAGAAGAGCGAGCUCUACACAGGGUGAAUUCACGCGGGAGAAGGAAGUUGUACAUAUGCCAGGAGUAAGUCUACACCACGGAACUGAACCUGUGACACCGAUGAACGGCCACCCUCCUCUGACUUCGAGCCCACGUCUUAUUCAAGGAGAGUCGCCAAGUCGAAAUGCUGGUUCAAAAUCUCCCGCUGACUCAUUGGGCCCCUUCUCGAGCCCAACAACUGCAACUGAACCCGCGGAACCCUUUUAUGUGGAUCCAGCAUGGCCAGUAUAUAAAGUGAAGGAUGCGAUGAAAAGACAGGAGGUACGACGGUGGUUUGGAAAACAACCAUCGGACGAAUAUCUGAAGAAUUUUCUGAAAGAUCGCGACAUAAAAUUCCUCAUCGAUAACGAUACGACCAUGGUACGCUUCUGGGAUGCUAUGGAGGUUGUAUUUGAUACCUUGGUCAAAAAGAUUGGUCGAUUAGACGACGACGCACUUGACCUAGAGUUCACGAUCGGGACCGACCACAACGCCUACAAUGCUAAAGAAAGGCAACUGUUCACAAAUUUCAAGAAGGCCAAGAGAGAAGCACUGGCCAGGCAAGUGCAAUUCCAAACGGAUAUGAUGAGUUCGCUCACGCGCAUAUUCGACGAGUACCUGCGAAACCCAGCUCGACCGAUGACCUUGAUAGUACUGACCGACGGAGUCUGGGUUGGCACGGUGAACUCGGAUGGUACACCAAACCCGGUCAAGGUCGAGCUGGCCAUUGCAGAGUUCCUCAGAAAGAGAUUAUUCACGGAGAAGUCGACGAAACGGUGGUUCACCAUCGAGUUCAUCUCUUUUGGAAAUGCAGGGCUAGAGAUACUUACAAGCCUUGACGACGAGAUGGCGAAGAAGUAUUCAGUACCAGAUGUCAUCGAUACUGUACCGGUGUCAGGAGAUGUAUACAAGAUGAUACUGGGCAGUCUCUUGGAUGAACUGGACGCGAAACCCAUGUCGGCGGCAUCCACCUCGUCGGUCCACGCGCCAACUCCCCUAAAUGGUUUUGAGACUACCAGCUACCUGUCAGCAUGGAGACCACUUCCACUCUCAUUGCCCUCGACCUUGACCUCCCUCGACGAGCUUCUGGAGUGCGCCAAGCAGGAGGGUGCUGCCAUCUGCAUUGUCGACGGCACCAUCGAGGGAGCCGAGGCCGUCAAGGUCACCAGUGACACUACCAUCCUCGGCAAGGACUACAACGCCAUCCUCAAGGGCGUCGGGCUCAAGAUCAACGGCAAGAGUGGCGAACGGGUCAGAAACGUCAUUGUUCGCAACCUGUCCAUCGACAAGGUCCUCGCUUCGACCGGCGACGCCAUCGGUAUCCAAUACGCCGAGAACGUCUGGGUCGAUCAUUGUGACAUACAAGGCGACCGCACCCAGGACGACAAGGACCUAUGCGACGGCCUCUUCGACCGAGCUCAACUCGCGCGCGCCGUCGUAUCGCUUUGGCACGGGUCACGUCUUCAACAACUGCUACGAGAACGUGAGCGACGCCAUCAUAGCGCGCAGCUGCUGGUCGAGGGCAACGUCUUCGUCGACGUCGGGAAGCCGCUGUAUGCCGUUGAUGGCGAUGGGUUCGCUGUGGACAAUGAUAAUGACUUUGGCGGCGCUGGGAACACGGCCUCGGCUGGGUCUGUCUCAGUGCCGUACGAGUACACGCUUAUGGGCUCGGCUGAGGUUGCGUCUGCUGUUUUUGGUACGGCUGGUGCUACGCUCACGUUCUGA
This is a messenger RNA of Anthostomella pinea, 3546 nucleotides long. NCBI's taxonomy places the organism in Eukaryota, Fungi, Ascomycota, Sordariomycetes, Xylariales, Xylariaceae. The record is from the annotation of a GenBank genome assembly.